AUGAUCGCAGGUGAAAAGUACCGACAGGCAGCCGCAUUUACAGUUGCAUGGCUCAAUGUCUUAGCUUGGCUAUUUGGAAGUUGCUCUUCAGUCAUUUAUCCUGCCCAGCUCACCAUGCAAUUAGCACAAGUGUAUAAUCCGAGUUAUACGCCCGAGCGGUGGCAAAUCUGGCUACUAUAUGUAGCUUUGCUUCUUAUCGGUAUGGUUGUCGUCAUUUAUGGUCACGCCUUUAUCGCCAGAGUCGAAAUCAUGCUAUGCUGCAGCUCCUUAUUGGCUGCCAGUAAGACUAAGGCGAGUGCAUGGUCAGUCUUCGCAAAAUGGGAAAACACUUCCGGCUGGCCCAACGGGUUUAGCUUCAUGUUAGAUGUUGGUCAAGGCAUGGGCAUGUAUGAGACACUAAUUCCUUCCUAUCUCGGUCGUCAAUACUUACAUGGGGAAUAG
Molecule: messenger RNA, 441 nt
Organism: Penicillium malachiteum
Lineage: Eukaryota; Fungi; Ascomycota; Eurotiomycetes; Eurotiales; Aspergillaceae
Product: amino acid transporter
Exons: 1
Coding region: 1-441 (146 amino acids)
Biological process (GO): transmembrane transport
Cellular component (GO): membrane
Molecular function (GO): transmembrane transporter activity
Source: RefSeq, a predicted model, not a curated record